AGCACAGGUGGAGSCUGACCUACACCAGUGUGCCAGACUGCUCCAAGACGUGGAAGUGUGGGCGCUGCUGAAUCAGCAGCGGAACAAUAUACCGCUCGAAUUCUUGAAGGAAGGAGAGGAGACUUUCGAGGGAUGGAAGAARGAACUAYACGAUAUUGUCUCCCUUCAACGGCUGGAUGAGACCGGCAGAGCACAGGUGGAGGCUGACCUACACCAGUGCGCCAGACUGCUYCAAGACAUGAGACGGAUGUUUGCCGAGCUUCGUGYAGCAGCGGAGAGGAGCCGUUUAUCUGGCGWGCAGGUUCCUGCUGCCGAGCCUAUACUGGUCUGUCCUGUGCACGAACAAGGCGAUGAUGCUGGGUUGUAUCUGGAUAKCUAUCGACCCGAGAAAGCUGGUGGGGAUGGCGGCGGUUCGAGGGUCCGACUCGACUACCUGGAGCAACUUCAAGAUAACCAGGACAACAUACAAGAUGAUUUUGGCUGUGGGAGAACGGGAGUGCAGCCGGAGGGGGAAAUUAUGGUCUCUCAACAUGUGCUGGAGCGAGAAGGAAGCGGAGCAGCAACCUUCCUUCUCCGUGCAGCAACCUCCCUUCUCCGUGCUCAAUAUACAGUCAUCAAUGAUCAUGACGACAUUAACUGGCUUCAAAACUUGAAAGCACAACAUGCGGGGGGUGAGAUGACAACUUGCCAUCUGCACGAAGCUGCUCGACCGAGGCUUGGUGCAGGGACGAUGAGCAAAAAUAAGGGGGAGGCCCAACCGCUGACUCCCCUUGCUUGCGAACAGCAUGUGAAGUUAAGUACGGGUUCUCCAUCUGGUUUUGUCGUAUUCGUACAUGAGAUGAUGGAGGAGUACCCUCCUCCCUUGCCAGCAUGGACUGGAAUGACGGUCGGAACCAGGAUCAAGCGACCAAGUUGGGUUGGAAGGCAGUAUGGGAGUUCCCACAAGGCCAGAAGGGAAUCGAAAAUCCCGUGGGUUGAAAGGGGUGGCCGAGGGAGAGGGUGAUCGCGACCCUCCCUGUGAGUCUGUGGAAUCUGUGACUAUGUAGAGUAGGCUAAUACACAAAUUUCCCUUUCCUUUUGGCGACGGAUCAUGCACCGAAUAUUGUAAACAAAGGGACUGGUAACAG
Messenger RNA from Chara braunii, 1127 nucleotides. The record is from the annotation of a GenBank genome assembly. NCBI's taxonomy places the organism in Eukaryota, Viridiplantae, Streptophyta, Charophyceae, Charales, Characeae.